CAGCAGUGUCAGUGCAGCCGCGGCAGCAGAUACGCUGUGUGACUUGUUACGUUGUAUCACAGGGCGCUGCUGGCGGAGGGACACAGGGGGGCUGCGCUCUCACAUCUGGGGGGUGAGGAGAUCUGGAGACUCCCCUCCAGGAGGACAAGGGAGGGGAGAAGAUUAUCCCCACAGCCUGCUGGAAGUGGUCUGGAGAAGGCGCCCCUGAUAUUGCCUGCUGGAGAUUUGUUCCCCUGAAUGAUGAACAAAGGACCCGGGAGGCAGCUCCAGCACUGAAGCCGUCCAAAUCCCUUCUCAACAUCUGGACCCAGCAGGCAAAUAGCAUGAAGUGAGGGGAGAGACCGGGGGUUUGUUUUCAAUUAUUUCAUGAACACAUUGUGACCAGAGGGGGGAUAAAACGGGAACCCAUUCUCCGCAAGGUCUUCGCUGGACGGUGAGGAUUUCCAGGAACCAUGGGCAGGAAAAAGAUUCAGAUCCAGAGGAUCACAGACGAACGGAACAGACAGGUUACGUUCACAAAGCGUAAAUUCGGCCUGAUGAAGAAAGCCUACGAGCUCAGCGUCCUCUGCGACUGCGAGAUCGCCCUCAUCAUCUUCAACCACUCAAACAAACUGUUCCAGUACGCCAGCACCGAUAUGGACAAGGUGCUGCUGAAAUACACCGAGUACAACGAGCCUCACGAGAGCCGGACAAAUGCCGACAUUAUAGAGACGUUAAGAAAGAAAGGUUUUAACGGGUGUGACAGCCCCGAACCAGACGGAGAGGACUCCAUUGACCAGAGCCCUCUCAUGGAAGACAAAUACCGCAAAGCCAGCGAGGACCUGGACAUUCUGUUCAAACGCUACGGCUCUGCAGUUCCAGCACCGAAUUUUGCCAUGCCAGUUACUGUACCUGUGACCAAUCAGAACACACUGCAGUUCAGCAACCCCGGAGGUUCCCUGGUCACACAGUCUCUGAUGACGGCAUCACUCACAGACCCCAGGCUGCUGUCUCCGCAGCCACCUUUACAGAGGAACACAGUGUCUCCAGGGCUACCUCAGCGGCCAGCCAGUGCCGGAGCGAUGCUUGGCGGAGAUCUCAACAACUCUAAUGGAACCUGUCCAAGUCCAGUAGAUUUGCAGAGAGCCUACAUAUUCUCCAGUACUAUACAGAGGAACGGCUACAUAAGUGCAAGAGCCUCCCCAGGCCUAAUACAGGUAUCAAAUGGGAACAGCCUGGGCAAAGUGAUCCAAGCCAAAUCGCCGCCACCUCCUUCCCACGGCAAUCAGCUCGGAGCCAACAGUCGCAAACCAGAUCUGCGCGUCAUCACCUCCCAAGGCAACAAGGGAUUAAUGCAUCAAUUGACGGAGGAACAGUUGGAAAUGAGUGCACAGAGGUUAGUAGGAGUCUCUCAAGCAGCGCACUCCUUAACAACGCCCGUCGUUUCAGUGGCGACUCCCAGUUUACUGUCACAUCAUGGACUACCGUUCUCUGCCAUGUCCACAGCAUACAACACAGAUUACCAGCUGACCAGUGCAGACCUGUCUUCGCUUACCUCGUUCAGCUCCCCAGGAGGUUUGUCACUGGGCAAUGUGUCCGCCUGGCAGCAACAGCAGCAACAACACCAGCAGCAGCACCAACAGCAUCACCAAGCGCAGCAGCUGGUCCCAGUGUCACUAAGUAACCUGGUGUCCAGUGGGCAACUCCCACAUACUGCCACACUGACCGUCAACACCAACCCUAACAUCAACAUCAAGAAGGAACCGCCAUCACCCAACCGUGAACGCAACACAGGCACUCCCUUGUCAUCCUAUAGCCACCAGAGUCGACACGAUGCCACCGGCCGCUCUCCCGUCGACAGCCUCAGCAGCAACGCAAGCUCCUUUGAAGGCAACGAUCGAGAAGACGCAAGGGCCGACUACACGUCGUCACUCGGGCUCCUGAGACCCUCGGGUGAUGCAGAGGGCGACAGCCCAUCUGUAAAACGCAUGCGGCUUGACGCAUGGGUAACAUAACUGCUCCUCCCAUCCCCCCCCACCUCGUUCUUAUGCUUGCAGCACAACGAGGGUGCGAGCCGAAGGAUGAGGUGCUGUUCCAGGGGGUGAGCGGAGGGGGGACGGGGGUUAGUCACCAGUGAGGUUUAAUGCUGUAGGGUGGGAACCUAUCAUUAACUGCCUGAGAUAUAGCUUUAGUAUUUGGUAGGCAUUCUUCCUAGUCCAGUGCUUCAGGCAAUGUCUGCAGAGGUCAUGGGACUCCAUGGCUGCACUAUAAACCCAUGCUGAGUACGACUCCUGCCUCCCACAGCCAACUGCUUACCUUUGUUGUCUUGUUGACCACAGCUGCUAAAAUCAACCUCACCCCUACCUGCCCAGUAUACACCCGGACAGCAAGCCCUGCCCACUGCCUCGCCCCACUCUGCUUAAGACGACAUCUGCCAUCAGGGUCACUCAUUACUUAGGAGCGCUAUACAUUUUGCAAAGGUUAAGGAAACGGUUAAUCCCAGAAGCUCUGUCUCGCAGAGCAGCCCUCAUUGACAAACUGGAAAUUGGAUCCUAGCUGCUUCACAGAACUUUAAUAGGUUUUCAAAUUAACACCAGGCAUAUUAUUGGAAACCUCACACUGGAAAGCCACUCUUCGCUCAUCCUCCACCCAUUGUGAAGCUGUUUCCAGUCUCCAGUGCAGGGCACAUUCUAAGGGUGAGCUGCCACAACCCCCCCCCCCCUUCCCCCACCUCCCACCUCGGAGAUUAACGCCAGACAGGACCGUCCAGAAACCAACACUCAGCUACAAGCCACAAAUACAUAUCAAAAACUAUUACUGCACAGUCGUCCCUGUCACCUCCGCAAGCCAUGGAGCUCUAUAUAAUGCAGACAAUGCCUUUUUAAUGGGAAAAAAAAAAAACAUGGAAAAAAAAUAUAUAAUAUAUACAUAUAUAUUUAUUCUUUUAAAUGCGGUAUUCUUAUUUUGGAAGAAACAGCUCAGCCUAUGAUUUCACUUACUGAAAGAAGCCAUUUUGUCUGGUUACGUAAGAAGAAGUGGGGCAGGGAUGUGUGUCGCUGCCGUCCCCAGAACUGGUGGGGGUUCACGUGGAAUGGGAUUUAUAUAUAUAUAGAUAUAGAUAUAUAUAUAUAAAUUGCAGUACGAAAGCAAAACAAGAAUCACCCCCUAUUAUAUUUUCAUAAGUGAAAUCAUGAAAAUAGAUAUUAUUUUUUUUCUCUUAUUAGCUUCUGUUUUUUUAGAGGGAUUUUGGAAUUCCUUCUGGAAAAAGAAGCUCGGAAUUAAAGGAUGCUAAUUCUUACUGGCUUUCCAUGUACAUCCGUAACAGCCGGCUUGUCGCCUUGUGUAAACGCUGCUGGAGGGCGUUCGUGCUCAUAGCCAAAUCCAUAAAAGGCUGGCCUCAUUUCUGCUGCUAUUUUAAUAUAUAAAUGAUGGUGCUUGUGUGACUGGUGAUCUGAGGCUUAUUCCCAAGUCUUGACUCACGGUUAGAUUUAGGGCCUGUUACCAGGGUUGUAAUGUUAAAAGCAAUAUAGUCCCUUAAUAGAGGGAUCAGUUUUUUUUUAAAUUUAUUAUACGUUUUGUUUAGUCUUGUCCGGCUACUAAGACAUGAGGGGUGAAGUCUCAGAUAAACUUCUCUGUGAUCUGCCACACCCACUUCCACACUGGCCCUGCCCCUUUUUGUACAUAGCCACACUAUUAUUAUUGACUGCCCAUUUUCAUUAAUUCCGCCCAUGAUUAGAAUGCAAAUCUGUUUGCGUACUCCAGUUAUAAAUCUUUUUUUUUUUUUUUUUAUAUUGCAUUGUUCUGUCCCUGUUUAAAGAACUAUCACAUUUAAAUAUACAACCAAGCAGGAGUUGUUUGUAACUCCCUGUAGUAAAAAUGUCUGAAAUAAAGCAUACAUUUAUUUAUUUUCUUUUUUUCCCCUGAUUUUACUGUUUUAAUAAAUGUCAUUUUUCAAAGGGUUUUAGCAAAGCUUAGACAUUUACUGAUGUCAAAAAUAAAUAAAUUAAAAAAACCAGUUCAGAAUUUAUAUUUCUCACAACUGACGUUAAAAUAGCAGCAAAAAUAAUGCAGCAAAAAUAAUAUUAAGGAGACCUUUUAAAGUUCCAAACUUCUGUUUGGCACAGCCGGUUGUUAUGCAUAAAAUGGACAUUUGAAUAAUCCAGUGGGCCCUUGGUAACUUUUUAUUAGGUUCUUAGAGAACCGUUUGUUUUUAGAUUUUUUUUUUCACAUGUAAAUGAUAACUCAUUCAUUUUCAAGACAAGGAAAAAAAUGACAAUCUUAAAAUAUAUAUAUAUAUAUACUACCCACACCCUGUUUUUAUCUGUAUAAAUAAUUGUUUCUGAUUUUUAAUAUUA
Messenger RNA from Pseudophryne corroboree (corroboree frog), 4334 nucleotides. It is a transcript of the gene MEF2D, whose product is annotated as myocyte enhancer factor 2D. Bases 453 to 1994 code for a protein of 513 amino acids. The record is from RefSeq and is a predicted model, not a curated record. The transcript is spliced from 13 exons. NCBI's taxonomy places the organism in Eukaryota, Metazoa, Chordata, Amphibia, Anura, Myobatrachidae. Gene Ontology annotation, molecular function: protein dimerization activity; RNA polymerase II cis-regulatory region sequence-specific DNA binding; DNA-binding transcription factor activity, RNA polymerase II-specific. Gene Ontology annotation, biological process: cell differentiation; positive regulation of transcription by RNA polymerase II; heart development.